Messenger RNA from Ambispora leptoticha, 2280 nucleotides. NCBI's taxonomy places the organism in Eukaryota, Fungi, Glomeromycota, Glomeromycetes, Archaeosporales, Ambisporaceae. The record is from the annotation of a GenBank genome assembly.
AUGUUUAAUCGUGAAGAAAUGGAAAUCGUCCGAAUGGCUUUUGAUAGGGAAUUUCAAGACCCAAGUGAUCUUUUGAAAAGGUUCAAGGAUUUCAUAAAUGAAUGUUUAUAUAAUUACAGAAAGACAGGAAAUUAUUACGCUCCGUACACGACCUUAAUUCAAGCUAGUGGCGUAGGAAAAUCAAAAUUAUUAAAGAAAACUGCAGAAGACAUUAGAACCAUAUACUGCUGUUUUCGUGACCAAAAUUCAAGUGGCUAUCCACCAAGAUCAUAUAUUGCCGAUGUACUAUUAUCUAAGUUUAGAGAUGAAAAUGAUGCUUUAUCCACCUACCUUGCUUAUUUUUGCGCAUGUGCUCGAAAAUCACAGGAAUUCAAAGAUUCAAAGGAAUGGUUCGAAGAGCAUACUUCUGAAGAUUUGCAGGAGGUUUUCUGGAAGGACGUUGAACGUAGAAUGAAUGAUAUUAAAAAAAUACUGUUAGAUGAGCCUAAGGAAGACGAAAAAAAAGCUAAGGCAGUUAAGGAAUACUUUGAUAAAAUGAAAAAUGAAAAUAUAUUGACGCAAGACAAUACAGUUAGAUGUCUAUUCGCGUUUGAUGAGGCCCGUAUUCUGGUCGAUCAAUCUGGUAAUGAAAGCCUAUUCUAUUAUCUUCGCCUUGCUUUAAAACUUUUACCCGAAGAUGCAGGAAUUUUUGCUGUAUUUACGGAUACAACUUCAAAUAUUUCGAACUUCUCACCUGCCUCCACAUAUGAUCGGUCACAAAGAAUCUCUAGCGGAAGAUUUCAAUUAUUUAAACCGUUUUACUUGAUAGACACCAUAGACAUAAACGCUGAUCUUAAAAAAGUGUCAACAUUGAAAGAUUCUGAACAUCCACAAUGUUUCUUUAUGUAUGGAAGGCCCUUGUGGAGUUCACUAAUGUCGCCUUCGCUUGGUGAUACUAAAGGAUUUGUACCACAUAGUAUUAUUAAUUUAGCCAUGGAUAAGCUUGUCGGUGGAAUGACUUACACUUCUUGGAAAAAAAAACAUAAAAAUCGUAUCAGCAUCGUGGAAGCAUUGGCCAUCUUAGGACCCCGUUUAUGUAUAGACAUUGUACCACAGUCCGAAUAUGCACCUAGUUUGGUGUCAAAUUUUAUGCGUUAUUGCAUUAAUAUCUCAGAUGAUCGUAAAAAUAUCACUACAUCGAUGUCUACUGAACCUGUACUAGCAGAAGCGUCUGCUCAAAUAAUGAACGAUCCAGACAUUAAACUUAUAGAAAUUAUUAAUGAACUUAUCUCGUCGCUUCAAGACGGUGGAGUAGAAGGUGAAUAUCGUGGAGAGCUUGUUGCUAGAUUAUUAUUACUUAAAGCGUGGGAUGACGUUUAUAAGAAAUUGGAUACACCCUCUACUAGAAUUCAUUAUUCUCGUUUUAUGACUUUAAGUGAUUUUUUAAAAUCGUUACUAGCGGAAAAUGCGUACGACAAAAUAUCAUCUCGCCUUCAAGAGCGGGUAACGUUUACGGGAACGGAGUUUGGCCAAGCAUAUAUUAAGUUUACACACUUUAUCAGUAUUACGUAUACGCCGGAUAGGAAGGAUCUCUUGAACGCUCUGAUCCGUGGGGUUGCGUUUUCAUGUAAACGAUAUCAGAAAGGAGUAGAUAUUAUUAUACCUAUGUAUAUAGGAACUCUUAAUGAAGAACCUAACGAGGAUCGAAUUUCGUACAUACUAAUCCAAGUUAAAAAUUUGACCAAAUACGUAAAAGGUGGGGGUUAUCUAAAAUCCGCAACAAAUGAUUUGUCACCAGCAAGUGCAGAUAUCGAAAACCUUCCGCAUAUGCCAUUUUUAUCGUUGUACAUGCAGUUGGGGUCAUCAAAGGAGUUUUCUGAAGAUCCAUCUAGAAUAAUUGAAACAAAAAGGGCAGGUAGUCGGAAACGUAAACUUGAAGAAGCUUUGAAUGAUUACAGUAUAGAUUGUAAUGAUACGAGAGAUGGAUUUCUUAAAAGGAUCAGAACUAAGCUAAAUGAAGAUGUUAAAAAUUCCAAGAGUGUUGUAGAUAAUGUUUCAGAUGCUGAUACUAAGGUAUUCCGGAAGUAUUUUCAAGUACCACUUGCAAUAUUUGGAUUGUCAUCAGAAGUUUACAGUUGUUUAAAACAGGCUGCAACAUCUACUUCAGUUAAUAAUGGAGAUCUCGAACGUAGCUUUAAACAAUUAUCGACUGCUUGGGUUGACCCUACACUGGGGGGAGAUUUAAAAAAUGCUGAAGUAAUUAAGCGCAUGAUUCCAAUGGAAUAUAAGAUAGAGGAGUAA